Molecule: messenger RNA, 2422 nt
Organism: Amborella trichopoda
Lineage: Eukaryota; Viridiplantae; Streptophyta; Magnoliopsida; Amborellales; Amborellaceae
Product: Phototropic-responsive NPH3 family protein
Molecular function (GO): protein binding
Source: RefSeq, a predicted model, not a curated record
GAGAGAGAGAGAGAGAGCGGGAACAGGGAGGGCCAUCUGAAUCAAAGCCUUUUGGCGGGUGAUAUCAUAAAAUCCGCCCACCGCCUUCCUUUUCCCCGACACCACCACCCCGCACUCUGCGUUCGACUCCUCUCUUUCUCUCUCUACUCUACUCGUCUUUCUCGCUCUCUCUCCACAAUUUACGCAGGGUGCUACAGAGACUCCCUUUUAAAUUUCCCGAAUCGGCAAAAGCACAGUCCACAGCACCAUGACCCACCACUCUCCUCAUCAUUCCUCGUUUCACGCCCACCCUUCCACUAAAUCCCUCUUCUACCAUCUCUCCCUCUCUUUUCACGACCCUGCCUUUCUCUCUCUAAAAUGGCUCACGCCGAGAGCCACCCCCUCCCCAAAUGCUCCUCUCGCCCCAUUGCCCAGCGCAGGAACGAAUGGAUCUUCUCUGAUGUUCCAAGUGAUAUUAUGAUUGAAGUUAAUGGUGCGACCUUUCCCUUGCAUAAGUUCCCUCUUGUAUCUCGAAGUGGGCGAAUCCGAAAGUUAAUAGCAGAGCGCAGGGAUUCUGAUAUUUCAAGGUUGGAAUUAUUCAAUCUACCUGGAGGAGCAGUGGCAUUUGAGCUUGCUGCAAAAUUCUGCUAUGGCAUCAACUUUGAGAUCACAGCGUCAAACGUUGCCCAACUUUAUUGUGUUUCUGAGUACCUGGAAAUGACCGAAGACUAUGCAAAAGAGAACCUUGCAUCUCGAGCAGAGGCAUACUUGGAUGGUGUGGUUUGUAAGAACCUUGAAAAAUCUGUUGAAGUUUUGCACCAGUGUGAGAACUUGCUUCCCCUUGCUGAGGAGCUAAAAUUAGUGGGUAGAUGCACAGAUGCCAUAGCAUCAAAGGCAUGCACAGAGCAGAUAGCAUCGAGUUUCUCACGCCUAGAGUACAGCAGCUCUGGUAGGCUGCACACCAAUAGGCAAGCAAAAUGUUCUGGCGAUUGGUGGAUAGAAGAUCUCUCUGUUCUAAGGAUUGAUAUGUAUCAGAGAGUCAUAACAGCCAUGAGAUGCCGAGGGGUUCGCCCAGAGAGCAUCGGGGCAUCUCUUGUGAAUUAUGCUCAAAAGUUUCUUACAAAGAAGCCUACUUUGUGGAAUGCAUCAAAUGGGUCAAAAAUUGAAUUUGCAGGCUCUGUUGAGAAUGAGCAGAGGGUAUUGGUGGAGUCUAUUGCCAGCCUUUUGCCUGUGGAAAAGCUUGCUGUGCCUAUAAGCUUCCUAUUUGGGCUUUUGAGAACAGCUGUGAUGCUUGAUUGCUCUAUUGCAUGCAGAUUAGAUCUUGAGAGGAGGAUUGGAUCACAACUGGAUAUGGCCACUCUCGAUGACCUCCUUAUCCCUUCUUUUCGUCAUUCUGGUGAUACCCUUUUUGAUGUGGACACAGUGCACAGAAUUUUGGUGAAUUUUUCACAGCAAGAUGACAGUGAAGAUGGUUUGGAUGAGAGCUCGACUUAUGAAUCCGAUGGCCCGCAAUCUCCCUCACAGACUGCUGUUAUCAAAGUGGCAAAACUGGUUGAUAGUUACCUUGCAGAGAUUGCUCCCGAUGCUAACCUCAGACUUACCAAAUUCAUGGCCAUUGCAGAGAUACUACCAGGAGAUGCACGCAUGUUGGAUGAUGGAUUAUACAGAGCAAUUGAUAUUUACCUCAAGGCCCACCAAGGAUUAUCAGACUUGGAACGAAGGAAACUCUGCAAAUUGAUAGACUUCCAAAAGCUCUCACAAGAAGCAGGUGCACAUGCUGCUCAGAAUGAGCGACUUCCAGUGCAAGCGGUCGUCCAAGUCCUUUAUUUUGAGCAGUUAAGGCUCCGUAAUGCCUUAUGUGGGUCUUUUCCUGACGAUGAUCCGAAACUUGCAUUUCAAUCCCGAAGGAUAAGCAGUGGUGCACUUAGUGCAGCGAUGUCACCUCGGGAUAACUAUGCAUCAUUAAGGAGAGAGAAUCGAGAGCUCAAACUUGAGCUAGCACGAAUGCGAAUGCGGUUGAAUGAUCUAGAGAAAGAUCAUGUUUGCAUGAAACAAGACUUGGAGAAAUCUAGCUCCCACAAGUUUAUGGGCACUUUUUCACGGAAGAUUGGUAGAAUGAACUUGUUUCGUCGCAGCAGUUCCCGAGGGUCGACUUCACCAUCUAAGCAAUCACAGAGGACUGAGUCUAAGGCUACACCUGGGAGAGUAAGAGCGAAUUCUUCUUAGCUGAAGGGUCAAUUACACUUGAGUUAGUUUAAUGCCAGGGCCGAGAAGAGCAGAGUGCGCCAUCAGUCAGGUAAUCGUGUGUGGGGUGUAGCAAGUCCUAAGUCGAGUAAGUCAUCCAUGUUGUUCUUCAUUUAUUUUUCAGUAGUUAUUGCUAUUUUAUUACAAUUUGUAGGAAUAUUAUUUGCAUUAGAAUUCACUGUAGAAGUUUGUAUUCAGC